GUUAUGCCAGGAUUGAUUAACGAAUCUGCCCAAAACUAAGCUUUCUUAAAACAGGCUGAACGCCAGAUCAUUAUUAUGUUCUCUAACUACCUUCAUUUUUAUCGAAUAGGAUGUCGUUUGAGCAACUUCUGGACAAGAAAUGGCACCAUAUCUGUGCCACGUGGAAUGGAGAAAGCGGUGUGGUCAUGCAAUACCUCGAUGGAGUCAAGAAACAAGCUGGAACUGGCCUGGUCUGGGAGUAUGAGGGCGGAGGAACUCUUAAGAUGGGAGACUCCACCUCUUUCCCUUACGAUCUUUCUAGCUUUAACCUUUGGGAUCAGGUUCUCGCCCCUGAAAACAUCAAAGACAUGUCUAAGUCAUGUCUUAGAGGCAUUGGAAACGUCAAGAGCUGGCUGGACUUCAAAGACGCAGCCAGAGCAAAAAGAACGUUACAAGUGGUGAGUCCUUCUGUCUGUACCAGCCCUUCCCAGCCCAGUACUGACGAGCCCGCGGAAGAGCCUCAGUUUAACUACUCGUCCCCAUGGAAUAAUGGUACCCAUCCCGUAGGGCCUGUCGGUAUGGAUGCGGUUGACGAGCCCGAAUAUCGCACUCUCCCCAACCCACCUCCGUGGAAGAAAGGCACUAGCAGUGGAAAAAAUUCCUUCUAAGUCAUGUUCGCGAUCAGGAGUUUCAUCGUUGAUUUAACAUGCAGCUCAGCUGACCACAAAGAUGCAAAAGGCUAAGCUCAUGCUACUCGCCAGCUUCUCGACCCCGGAGCCACGCACACUUUUUGUGACGUAAAAGGAAGAGGGUCCUGGGACGAGAAUGAGUGUUUCAGGAUAUAAUGAAUUUACGAACAAUAAAUCAAUUUAUAAACUGCC
This is a messenger RNA of Orbicella faveolata, 860 nucleotides long. RefSeq lists its product as uncharacterized. NCBI's taxonomy places the organism in Eukaryota, Metazoa, Cnidaria, Anthozoa, Scleractinia, Merulinidae. The record is from RefSeq and is a predicted model, not a curated record.